Hippocampus comes (tiger tail seahorse) is the source of this 2980-nucleotide messenger RNA. It is a transcript of the gene fstl5, whose product is annotated as follistatin-like 5. The coding region runs from base 253 to 2805 and encodes 850 amino acids. The record is from RefSeq and is a predicted model, not a curated record. NCBI's taxonomy places the organism in Eukaryota, Metazoa, Chordata, Actinopteri, Syngnathiformes, Syngnathidae. Gene Ontology annotation, molecular function: calcium ion binding; protein binding. Gene Ontology annotation, biological process: multicellular organism development; cell differentiation; regulation of BMP signaling pathway. The transcript is spliced from 16 exons. Gene Ontology annotation, cellular component: extracellular region.
UCUCCCUGUUCACUGGCUCACACGCGAGCGGCGCGCGACCGAGGAGAGAUCGUCGAACAGUGUUGCUUCUCGCUGGGAGCUGUCCAUACACGACCACGCUGCACGGACCGGCGUUGCCCCGCACCGUUACUGGGAGUUAACGUUUGGAUUGCUGGAAGCGCUCACUUGCACUUCUUUUUUUUUAUUUUUGACGUGGGUGGAUUAUUUCUUUUUCUGGAUUCUCCACGCGUGGACACACACAGGAGAAGACCAAUGGCGAUGGCCAAAUGGUGGUCAGUGGCCAUUUUACUGGCAGCAUUAGCAGCUUUCUACGCAGAGGGGAGGCCCAACGAUGACGAGGGAUACGGGUCGCAGCAUUAUCGGCCAGUCUUGAGAUUCCGACAUAAGGAUGGAAUCCCCGAGAGCUUAAAGAUGAAGGGUUUGAUGGCCCACCACGGUGACCCGCAUCCAUGCGAGCACAAGUACUGUGGUCUGGGCCGUCGCUGUACCGUCAACCCGCAGACGGGCCAAGGGGAAUGUAACUGUUUGAAUCACUGCAAACCUCACUACAAGCCCGUGUGCGGGUCCGAUGGGAAACUUUACCCCAACCACUGCGAGCUGCACCGCACUUCCUGCUCGGAACAUCGCAGGAUUACCAUCGUUCAUGGCGAAGAGUGUCUCUACAAAGGUGACAGCUGCAGAAUGAGCGACUACCGGCGCCUCAAGGCCAAGGUCUUGGAGGUGUACGCCAAAAGACACAUGGUGACAAAGGUGACACGUGAGGCCCACGAGGACAAUAUGGCCGCCAGGAAGCAGCUGGUCGACGCUAUGUUCCGAGGUUUCGAUGCAGACAACAAUGGGCAAAUCUCAACAAGCGAACUUUCACAGGUGAUCAAGCACCAGGGUCUGCCCAAGGACGUUGGCGAGUGUACGUUGUUGGAUCUCCUCAAGUACAACGAUGUCGAUGAUGACCACCGCCUGACCAGGGAGGAAUUGUACACUGCCUUCGAUGUGUACCUGCUGGAUCUCCCGGACCACCAGAGGGUGACGGUGAAGACUGUGACGGUGGGCCAAAGCGCAGUGCUGACCUGCGCCAUCACGGGCCAGCGCCGCCCGCCCAUCCUGUGGAAAAGGAACAAUCAGUAUCUUAACGCCUUGAACCUGAAUGACAUUAACGACUUUGGCGACGACGGCUCCUUGUACUUCACCAAGAUUAGCCCCACCCACAUGGGCAAUUACACCUGCCACGCCGACGGCUACGAGAAACUCUUCCAGACGCACGCUCUCCACGUGGAUGUUCCGCCCGUCAUCCGGGUGCACCCGGAGAGCCAAGCCAGGGAGCCGGGCGUCACCGCCAGCCUACGAUGCCACGCUGAGGGCAUCCCCCGCCCCCAACUGACCUGGCUCAAGAACGGCAUGGACAUCACACCCAAGCUAUCCAAGCAACUCACUCUGCAAGCUAACGGCAGCGAGGUGCACAUCAGCAACGUGCGCUUUGAGGACACCGGCGCUUACACCUGCAUCGCCAGAAACCAGGCAGGAGUGGAUGAGGACAUCUCCUCGCUCUUUGUGGAAGACUCGGCGCGCAAAACCUUGGCCAACAUCCUGUGGCGGGAUGAAGGUCUUGGUAUCGGAAACAUGUUCUACGUCUUCUACCGGGACGGCAUUAAAGUCAUCCAGCCGGUGGCUUGCGAGAUACAGAGGCACAUCAAGCCCAGCGAGAAGCUGCUGGCUCUUAAGGAGGAAGUGUGUCCCGCCUCAGAAGAGGACGAGGCGCAGAAGUGUGUAUGGUCGGCGGCGGUCAACGUCAAGGACAAAUUCAUUUAUGCUGCGCAGCCCACGUUGGAUCGCUUGCUCAUCGUGGAUGUCCAAUCACAGAAAGCUGUCCAGACGGUCAGCACUGAUCCAUAUCCCGUCAAGCUACAUUAUGACAAGUCUCGUGACCAGGUGUGGAUCCUCAGCUGGGGGGACAGGCAGAAGAGCUUUCCGACCCUGCAGGUGAUCGGUGAGGCGAGCGUGAGGGUAUCUCACCACACGGUGCACACGCAGCCGGUGGGUGGACGCUUCGACAGGGCGGACGACUUUUUCAUCCCCUCCACCAACCUAAUCGUGGACAGCGUAAGAUUUGGCCUCAUCUUUCACCGAAAUGAGCCUGUCCUGCACAAGAUCGACUUGGAGACGAUGGCCUAUGUGAAGAACAUCAGCCUGCGGGACGUUAACUGCAUCCCCAAGUCGGCGGCUUACACCCACUUGGGCGGCUACUACUUUGUCAAUUGCCGCCCAGACUCCACGGGCGCCACGCAGCCGCAGGUCAUCGUAGACAGCGUGACGGACGGCGUGGUGGGCCAGAACCGCGACGUCACCGGAACGCCCCACGUGUCCCCGGACGGCCGCUACCUCGUGACCGUGGACGACGGCGACGGCCUCAUGCGCAUCCAGACCGUCUCGGAGCGAGGCCAGAUCGGGGAGCCCUUUGACAUCCACACCAACCUGCACAUCUCCGACCUGGCCUUCCAGCGCUCCUUCACCGAGGCCCACCAGUAUAACGUGUUCGGAAGCUCCGGGCGCCAGACCGACGUGCUGUUCGUGGAGCUGCACAGCGGCAAGGUGAAGAUGAUCAAGAGCUUGAAAGAGGCCAUCAAGCCGUACGAAUGGCUGUGGAGCGCCAGUAACCGGGCGGUGGUGGGCGGCGGCACCUUCGGCCAGUACCUCAUGACCCCCUCCCGGGAGUCCCUGUUCAUCCUGGACGGGCGGCUCAACAAGCUCAACUGCGAGAUCACCGACGUGGUCCAAGGCAAUGUGUUGGCGUGGGUCGGGGAGUCUUAGUCCACUUCCGGUACUGCUGCACUGAAUUUUGUGGGAGAGUAACAUAUUUGAAAAUGCUAAUUGACCGUGCUGAGCUCCACACCACGAUAAAUCCAAAAGUAAUUGGAGUCCCAAAAAUAUAUUUCACUGGCCAAAAAGUUUUGACAAUUUUUUUUUCAUUUCUGGAUGAUUUUUU